AUGUACUGGACGGCAGCACCUUUUCCAAUGUAUGGGAAUUUUUCGCUAUAUAACAGUGCUUUGACCUAUGCUUCGGAAACCUGGGCAUUUCGCAAGCAGGAAGAAAACGCGGCGAGCGUCAUUGGACGCGCAAUUGAGAGAGUGAUGCUAGGAGUAUCCCGUUUCACGCAAGUGAGGGAUGGGAUUCGAAGUUCUCUCCUACGUCAGCGAUCGAAGAUUAGAGACGCCCCCGCGUUUGCCAAGGAAAGUAAAAUAAGGUGGGCCGAACACGUGAUGCGCUUUAACGACAACCGUUGGAUCAGAGCCGUGAGCGACUGGGUUCAACGCGAUAUUAAGCACACUACAGGAAGACCGCCGACCCGAUGGUCAGAUUUCUUCACGAAGUCCUUUAAAGAAAAGUAUGAUGCUCUUCGUGUCCCACGCGAAAGGAGGAACCACUGGGCUACUCUGGCACGCGACCGGGACAAAUGGAAGAAUUACUGGCGCCCGCUCGACCAGUUCGAAGAUCAACGGGAGUCAAGGUGA
Messenger RNA from Necator americanus (New World hookworm), 525 nucleotides. RefSeq lists its product as uncharacterized. The record is from RefSeq and is a predicted model, not a curated record. The coding region runs from base 1 to 525 and encodes 174 amino acids. The transcript has a single exon. NCBI's taxonomy places the organism in Eukaryota, Metazoa, Nematoda, Chromadorea, Rhabditida, Ancylostomatidae.